Molecule: messenger RNA, 858 nt
Organism: Diaporthe batatas
Lineage: Eukaryota; Fungi; Ascomycota; Sordariomycetes; Diaporthales; Diaporthaceae
Exons: 1
Coding region: 1-858 (285 amino acids)
Molecular function (GO): oxidoreductase activity, acting on the CH-OH group of donors, NAD or NADP as acceptor
Source: RefSeq, a predicted model, not a curated record
AUGGCGGCGAGCCCCAGAAAACCACUACACUUUCUCAUCACGGGCGCCGGGCGCGGCAUAGGUCGAGGCCUGUCCCGGCUGCUCGUGCAGAAAGGCCAUCGCGUCUUCCUGGUAGACAAUAACCAGGAAGAGCUGCGUCACACAUGCGACACGCUCACGGGCUCUGCAUCUUCUGCGUUAUCUGCCUCCAACGCACACAGGCUCUUUGGCGCCCUGCACUGCAACCUGCGCCACCCAGCCGACAUAGACAGGGCCGCAAAGGCGGCCUCCGAGUUCUUUGCAGAUCACCUAGAUGUCCUGAUCAACAACGCCGCCUUCACGUCGGCGGUCGGCGGCUCGAGCAUCAUCGACUCCGACGACGAGCAGUUCAUGGCAUCCUGGGCCGCCAGCCUGGAGACGAACCUCACGGCCCCGCUGCUACUGAGUAGGGCGUGCCUGCCCAUGCUCAAGAAGCAGCCAGACCGUGGCCGCGAAAAUGGCGGAAGCAUCGUCCACAUGUCUUCCACCCGCGCAUAUCAGAGUGAGCCGGACUCGGAGGGCUACGCCGCCACCAAGGCCGGCCUUAUCGGCCUGACGCACAGUAUGGCCGUGAGCCUUGCGCCUGUAGGCGUUCGGGUGAACACGAUCCUGCCGGGGUGGAUCCACGUGGGCAACGAGUGCAAGGAGGCUGAUGAGAAAGGCACCAAAUGGGAGGAGGGGCUGUCGCAGGACGAUCAGAGGUGGCACCUGAAUGGGAGGGUCGGCAAGGUAGACGACAUUCUCGCGGCGGUUGAGUACCUCGCUAAGGCAGACUUCGUCACGGGCACGGAGAUGAUCGUCGACGGCGGAGUGACACGGAAGAUGGUCUAUCCUGAGUAG